Parasteatoda tepidariorum (common house spider) is the source of this 1419-nucleotide messenger RNA. Its product is annotated as putative glutamate receptor. NCBI's taxonomy places the organism in Eukaryota, Metazoa, Arthropoda, Arachnida, Araneae, Theridiidae. Gene Ontology annotation, cellular component: membrane. Gene Ontology annotation, molecular function: ligand-gated monoatomic ion channel activity. The record is from RefSeq and is a predicted model, not a curated record.
AAAGCUUUUUAUACAACCGUAAAAUAUUCACACAAGUUCCAGAAGAAUAUUUUCAUGUAGAAUUCAUUCAUCUUAUGAAGAACUGUGAAAUUUUCUUACCAAUGCAGCAUUUCUAUACUCUGCAAGUCUUCAAGAACUAACUUAACUCAAAGCACUUGAUCUGAAAUUGAACCUCAAAGGAUUGUGUAAAAUAUGAAGGCAUUCUUUCCUUCUAAACUUAGAAUUACAGUUCUACCAGAUACCAAAUCUACAGACGUUAAAAGAAUCAACAACACAAACAUUAUCUCGGGUGCUGAUGGUGAAUUUAUAAAACUAUUGUCACGAGCGCUAAAUUUCGAAUAUGAAAUUCUUGUUCCCUCAGAUUAUUCGUACGGUUCCAAGGAUGCAUUCGGAAACUGGACAGGAAUGAUGGGAAUGGUUGGAAGGAAUGAAACUGACAUGGCAUUCAGCUAUAUAACUGUUACCGAAGAGAGGUCGACUGUUGCAGAUUUCAGCGUGCCUUACUUCAAUCUUGAUAAAACGUUUCUAAUGAAUCACGCUUCUCUCUUGCCGAAAACAGCGGCAUUCACGUAUCCUUUCAGCAUUCUCACAUGGAUUUUAUUUUUUGUCGUACUGCUCUUUGUGACAGUGCUAUUUAGAGCUUUGAUUUCGCCAAAAGAGUCAAUAAUUUCGGUUUUCAUCAACUUGUGGGGAUCUUCUUUCGGGCAAGGAAUAAGCUACAACCCUCGUUCAAUGUCCAGGCGGAUACCACUUGGAAUUUGGAUCCUUUAUUCAUAUUUUCUGAUUUUGGGUUACAGCUCAGUUCUGUUAUCGUUUUUGACUUCACCAAUCAAAAUGAAACAAAUAAAAGAUUUCAAAGAUCUCUAUGCCGAAGUCAGAAAAGGAAAAAUGGAGUGUCUAGCAGCGGGACCCACCCUUGAAGCAGAUUAUUUGUCGCAAAGCAUUGUACCUCAUUUCAAAGGAUUGGGGGAAUACAUUAAAGAAAAUAAAUGGUAUUACUUUCGUAAUAUCACGCGUGUUCCUGAAAACGUAGCAAUACUUGGGACAACCGUUCUAUUUCGAUUACUUUUGGGACCCCCGGAAAUGUACUUUUAUUCGAAAGAUGUUUUUGGAAGUUUUCCUUCAGGUUUUGCAAUCAGGAAAGAUUUUUGCUGCAAAAAGCGCUUCAAUGAAAUCCUGCUUCGAAUUUUGAGUGGUGGUAUAUAUGAAAAAAUAGCGGACCGUAACCUUUUUAAAUUCGAAUUAAAGAGAAAUUUGAACCGUAACUAUUCUCAGAGUGCAUUAGCCCUACCUUUAGGGUUAUCAGAUUUAAAUGGAGUGUUUAUUACUCUUGGGAUAGGCUGGGCAGUAGCUAUUUUUACUUUGAUGAUCGAAAUCAUCUACAGCCGAUGUUUACGCUCGCAACCUCGCCAAACCUGA